Paramecium pentaurelia is the source of this 1510-nucleotide messenger RNA. NCBI's taxonomy places the organism in Eukaryota, Ciliophora, Oligohymenophorea, Peniculida, Parameciidae. The record is from the annotation of a GenBank genome assembly.
AUGUGGAUAUAAUAGUAGAAUCUCUAAAACAUUAAAUUUAUCUAAUCAUUAAUAACUUAUCAUUAGAUUUCGUAUAGCUUUCAUAGAUACUUGGGAUAAUGAAUACUUUUAUCUUUACAUAGAUGGAAAUUUAGUUUUUUCUCAUCAGCAUUUUUUUUAUUUAGGGGAUUUAGUAGACAUUUGCGGAUUGACAAAUGAUGAUUACUUUCCAAACUUUGAAGUAAAAAUAGAUCAUUCAAAUCCAAUAAUAAGAUUUGAUUUUACGACUAAUUUAAAUGAACUUCCAACUACUGAAUCAUUUGGCUUAAGAGAUUUUCAAAUAUUCUCAAGAAUUUUAGAAAAUUGUGGAAAUGGAGUAUUAGAAUAAAAUGAAUAAUGUGAUGAUGGUAAUAUUUAUGCUUUUGAUGGAUGUUUUAAUUGUUAAUAUUCUUGUGUUGAAGGAUGUUCAAAUUGUAUUGAUGGUAUUUGUUUUGAAUGUUUAAAUGGAUGGAUAUUAGAUAAUACAUAAUAUAUUUGUAUUCCUAUUUGUGGAGAUCUUAUUAUUAAUGGAGAUGAAUAAUGUGAUAUUAAUUAAUAUAUUAAAUAAUCAUUUGGAUGUAAUUAAUGUGAAUUUAAUUGUUAACAUUAAUGUAUAAAUUGUUAAUUUGGAAAAUGUUAUGAUUGUAUAUAAGGAUGGAAAUUAAUAAAUUAUUAAUGUGAAUCUAUUUGUGGAAAUAAUUCAAUUUAAGGUUUAGAAGAAUGUGAUGAUAUGAAUUCAAUUAGAUUUGAUGGAUGUAAUAAUUGUAGAAAUGAUUGUUAAAAAGAAUGUUCAUAUUGUUAAAGAGGAAUAUGUUUAGAUUGUAUUUAUGGUUGGUAUUUAACUGAUUAAUUUAUUUGUGAAUCUUAAUGUGGAGAUAAUUUAAUUGCUUUAAUAUCAAAUGAAGAAUGUGAAGAUUCUAAUUAUGAUUAAUUUGAUGGAUGUUAUUAAUGUAAAAUUGAAUGUUGUCAUUAUUGUAAUAUAUGUAUUUAUGGAUAUUGUUAUAAUUGUGAAUAUACAUUUACAUUAAUUGAUUAAUAUUGUAUUCCUAUUUGUGGAGAUGGAUUAAUUACUAUUGGAUAUGAAUAAUGUGAUGAUAUGAAUCAAAUACCAUAUGAUGGUUGUUAUAAUUGUAAUUAUUAAUGUAGAUAAUAUUGUAAAUUAUGUAUUAAAGGUAUAUGUUAUGAUUAAUGUGAAUAUGGAUAUUAUGAAUUUGAUUAUUAAUGUUAUCCUAUUUGUGGCGAUGGAAUUAUAGUUCAUUAAGAAGAUUGUGAUGAUUUAAAUGAUAAUUAAUUAGACGGAUGUCAUAAUUGUUAAUUUCUAUGUCCAAAUCAUUGUGAAAUAUGUUAAGAAGCAAAAUGUAAAUUAUGUGAAUAAGGGUAUUCUUAAUUAAAUGUUAAAUUUAUUCAAAAUUAUAAAUAAAGUACUGUUACAAUCACUAACAGCUUGAAUUCCAUUUAUUAUUUACCAACCCUCUUCAGAGAAAGUAGAUGA